Heterobasidion irregulare TC 32-1 is the source of this 639-nucleotide messenger RNA. It is a transcript of the gene Hah1, whose product is annotated as hydrophobin-like protein. Gene Ontology annotation, cellular component: fungal-type cell wall. The transcript is spliced from 4 exons. The record is from RefSeq and is a predicted model, not a curated record. The coding region runs from base 50 to 469 and encodes 139 amino acids. Lineage: Eukaryota; Fungi; Basidiomycota; Agaricomycetes; Russulales; Bondarzewiaceae. Gene Ontology annotation, molecular function: structural constituent of cell wall.
GACAGCCCGCAGAUCUUAUCCAGUUGCAAGCUUCAUCUCAAUCCUUACAAUGUUCUUCCGCAUCUCCACCGUCUUCGUCGUGGCUUUGGCCACCUUCGCUGCGGCCUCGCCCGCUCCAUGGGGCGCACCCCCUCCCACCACCACCACCCACCCUCCCGUCACCACUACCGUCACUGUGACGGCUCCGGCCACCACCACGACUAUCCCUGCUAGUCAAUGCAACACUGGUGAUGCUCAAUGCUGCAACUCGGUUCAAUCGGCCACCGCUCCCGCUGUCACCUCUCUCCUCGGCUUGUUGGGCAUUGUCCUCGAGGACAUCAAUGUUCUCGUCGGCUUGAGCUGCGACCCCAUCUCGGUCAUCGGCGUUGGAGGCGGUGCGAACUGCGUUCAGCAGCCCGUCUGCUGCGAGAACAAUAACUUCAAUGGGUUGAUCAACAUCGGUUGCACGCCGAUCAAUAUCUUCCUUUAAGUUUGUCAGCUCACGGGCGAGCAAUGGCGGGCUUGAUGUUGAGCACUGAGAAUGUAUGCUACAUCCCGGACAUUGAUUCCCCACUACUCACCCGUUCCUUGAACUCUCCGUCACUCACUUGGCUACUUGUUCUGUCACGAAUUAAUGCAUUGCUGUUCCGUUUGACUUCC